Messenger RNA from Meyerozyma guilliermondii ATCC 6260, 924 nucleotides. RefSeq names its product Dfi1p (gene DFI1). The record is from RefSeq and is a predicted model, not a curated record. The transcript has a single exon. The coding region runs from base 1 to 924 and encodes 307 amino acids. NCBI's taxonomy places the organism in Eukaryota, Fungi, Ascomycota, Pichiomycetes, Serinales, Debaryomycetaceae.
AUGAGUUGUCGUUCGUUAAGCUGGGUGUUGUUGUUGAUUGCCGUGGCGUGUAGCUUGAUCUAUGUGACCACAUUGCAUCUGGAUACACCAGGCAUUGAAAAAAUUACGAAAGGAAAUUUUCGUCAAUGGAGUUUCCAAUUUAUAGACGGUAAGACUGGAUAUGAGUCACGGCCAAAAGAUGAGCAGACCGCCAGCGAGGUUAGAGCUGUUCCUGAGGAGACGGUGGUUGUGAUGGCUCGGGCAGAUAACGAUACCCUGGUGUUUGUUUCAUCAGACGAGUUCGGUACUUUUACUAUCAGCAGUGAGUCAACCACAUUUUCUGAUGACCCAACGACGCUGUCGUUUGUAUUUCUGACGAGUCUGAGUCUGUCGUCAUCGUUUGCCCAGCGUACAAGCAGCAGAGUCAUUUCGUCGAGUUCUUCUUCGAAUACUCAACCUACCAGUCUGUCGCAGAGAACAACGACAAGACAAGAAGCUCUGUCGCUGAAGGAGACUCCUGCCCUGGAAACCCAGCAAGAUAGUACCACUAGCUCACCAGAAACCACCAGCUCUUCUCUGCAAAGUGACCAAAUCACCACAACCUUUCUGUCGGUUGACAAUGGAAGGACGGUGGUUGUCACCAGAACCAUCGAUAGCGAGCGGACCAAUCAACCUAGCGCUGCCUCUGGUGACCGUGGCAACAGCAGCGGAUCCAGUGGACUCUCGAACACCAAUAAAAUCGUUGUAGGUGUAGUUGUUGGCGUUGGAGGUGCGAUUAUCAUUGGCAUUAUUUCAAUCUUGUUUCUCCUCAAACGAAGGACGAACAAAGACCAAGAAGGAGGAUGGACGUUCUGGAGGAAAAACGAGAAGGGAGAUGAUAGCGAUCUCCUCAGUGGCGAGCUUGGGGUGCGUGAUAGAAAUAUCAACCAAGGAUCUAAUUUUUAG